Messenger RNA from Hemicordylus capensis (graceful crag lizard), 12060 nucleotides. It is a transcript of the gene BICRAL, whose product is annotated as BICRA like chromatin remodeling complex associated protein. The coding region runs from base 5553 to 8804 and encodes 1083 amino acids. Gene Ontology annotation, biological process: positive regulation of DNA-templated transcription. The transcript has 12 exons. Gene Ontology annotation, cellular component: SWI/SNF complex. NCBI's taxonomy places the organism in Eukaryota, Metazoa, Chordata, Lepidosauria, Squamata, Cordylidae. The record is from RefSeq and is a predicted model, not a curated record.
CCUGAAAUACAAAGUUGGACAAUAUCUCAACUAUUGUUAUUGCUAUUUUUCUCCUCCCAUGGUGUACAUGAGGCAGAGCAGGCUUUCCUAGAAUUUCACUGCUAUGCUGUGUACAAGAACUUCAGUGAGAGAAAGGCAUAAUAGUUGGCUGAUCAAUGAAAGUGCAAUUCUGAAUGAUGCCUUGGCAAAAACGUGCUAUAGCAGACCUUUGCCAAUUUAACAACAAAACAUGAUUUGGAAUUGCCUCUGUUCCUAUUUAUUUCUUGGAGCUACUGCAGAGCUGUUUACACAUAUAGGCCUGAUUUUGUCAGCCUUGGGGUGCAGCCUCCUGCCUCAUUCAAAUGCAGUAUGCGCUCAGAUCAUUCAGUGAUGAUUGGUUACAUUACUGCCUUCCCUUCAAGAAUCUCAAAGCACAAGGUUCUCCUCCUUCAUUUUCUCCUCACAACAAUCGUGUGAGGUAAGUUAGAUGGGAUCAUCAUCCAGGGAGCUCCAUGGCUGAGUUGGGUAGGAUUUGAUUCCAUGCUUCCCUAUUCGUAGUCUAACCCUUUGACCAUUACACUACACUACACUGAUUCAACAAGUUAAUAUUUGUACGUGAUAUUUACAAAAGCAGCAGAGUCCUGUGACACCUUAAAGAUUGACAAUUAUAGCAUAUGCAUUCUUGUACUAUAGUUUCCUUCAUCAGAUGCAUGAAGAGAUAAGUUGAGGUGGAAGGGGAUUCUGUCAAUUCCAUAUUUUCAUGUUUUUAUUUCAUUCUGCCAUUUAUUUUUGUAAGAUUAACUAGAUUCGAAGACGAGAAGAGAUGUUUUGAAGUGAGAUGUUUGCAUACUUUGCACAGGGUCUUAUUAAGAUAAGAUAUGACUUUGUUCAUCUACUGCAUAAUAGAAAAACAACCCCUUAUUGGAGCAUUGCAUAUACAAUCCCAAAAACGUUAUAAAACAUACAAUCAUUGCUUCAGGCAGGAAUUCAGACCUGUUCCAGUCUUGUGUCUCCAUAAGGUUUUAUAGAGGAUCUCACUAUGCAUAAUAAGUUAGAAAAGUAGAUGAUGCCUCAGAAUUGCAAACACACUUCUGAUCAGUCACAACUUGUUUGGACACUUUUGCUCAGGAUGAGAGACAUAGUCACCUACAAUGAUGCAAUCUCAUUAUAGUAAUAUAAAUAGAACUAUAGUUUUAUUUGCCCUACAUUCAGGUGUGGAAGUUUGGCACAAAUGCAACACUGAUACAAUAUCAUGAUCUGUGCUGUUCUGCUGGAUAGUGCAUACCGUCCUAAGCUCCUAUAUGCUUUCUUAGUAUUAAAGGUAAAGUCUGCCAUCGAGUUGCUGUCGACUCCUGGUGACAACAGAGCCCUGUGUUUGUCCUUGGUAUAAUACAGAAGGGGUAUUACCAUUGCUUCCUCCUAUGCAGCAUGAGACGAUGCCUUUCAGCAUCUCCCUAUAUCGCUGCUGCCCGAUAUAAGUGUUUCCCAUAGUCUGGGGAAUAUACCAGUGGGGAUUUGAAUUGUCAACUUCUGGCUUGCUAGUCAAGUUAUUUCCCCUCUGUGCCAUUAGGUGGCUUCAGUUCUUAGAAUUAGCCUACACGAUUUAGACCCUGACCCUAAGCAUGCAUAUUAAGUCAUAUCUCAUUAUAGCUCAAGUAAGUGAGCUUUUGGGAUGGUAGAAUGCGAAAUCACUUUUUGUUGUUUCACAAUAUUAGAAAUGUAGACUGUUCAAACGGAAUCUUUAGUGGUCGACAUAUAUUUGGUUUAAUAAACAGUGGCCCACAUGUUACACAGGCUUAGGAAGGUGGAGCAAGAACUCCACCCUCUCAAACAGCCAGUAAAAUAGCUGCGGCCAUGGGUUGCCUUGCUGUGCAGAGUGCAGGGAAGGGGAAGGAUAAGGAUGUUAAUUUCACUUCUUUCCCUGCAAAAGCCCUUUUUGUUGCCAGAAUUAUGACUCUGAGGGCUGUGGAGCCUUCAGGGAUGUUCCUAGCAAUGAAAAGGGCUUUUGUGAGGAGGGGAGAGAAGCAAAAAUUACCUCCACAUUCUUUUUGCAUGCUGUGCUGUGAGGCCAGCCUUGAGUGCAACUGGUUUAUCAACUUGUAAGGCUGCAUAAUGUGUGGGCCAAUAUAUUCAUCUUUGUUAUAUCCCCAAGAAUCUGCAUCUGGGAUAUGCUUGUAUUGGACCUUUUGUAAAUCUUAACAUCUGACUUGUAAUAAUGUUCUAACCUGCCUCCCUAUUUCCUAUAAAUUAACUCAGUGGAAACCCAGAGACUUGUGUUUUGGGUGGUAUACAAAUAAGUUAAAUAAAUAAAUUCCAUCUUGUUUGUUUGUUAUUUCUCUGUGUAAACUGCCCUGAGCCAUUUUUGGAAGGGUGGUAUAGAAAUAAUAAUAAUAAUAAUAAUAAUAGAAUUGUGGGAUUUGAAGUAGACAAAUUAUAGAGGUAUGCCUGCACUCCUGUCAUGUCAUGAUUUACUGUAUUUCCAUUUCAAACUAUUCAGCAGAAACAUGAAAAGUUCCUCCAUUGUUCAGCUGAACAAUGUGGCACAGGACAGUCUUUCACCUGUUCUUUUGUUAUGCUCGUUCAGGUGUGGUUCACCAUGUAGCACAUAAUUACAUCUGUCUGGUUGCAGGACACAGUGCAGAUCAUGUUGGUUGUGUGUAUAUCCAGUUAUUACCCAACCCACAGACUGGAAAAUAUGGCCUAUUGAUAUGAAAAUCAAGGACAUACAGCUCCCCCUUCUUUAACAACAACAACAAAAAUGAAAACAGGAAUUUCCUAGAAUUUAGAGACUGUUGUAAGCACUGUAAAACUAUUUUAAUUUAUACCUAGAUGUGAUAUAAUUGCUAUUAAUUUAGCAAAUAGUUGCUGAAGUGGUUGUCGCCUACUUACUCCCUGCUCUGCUUCCAUUCUCCCAUGUGGGUUGGCCAGUUACUGUAGCAAUGUGCCAGUGAAUCAUUAUGCAGCACUAACGUGGCUGCUUUUUCUGCUCCAAUUUUGUCCACUGUCUGGUUUAAGCCAGAAGGCUGAGAGGGUGCUGGAACAGGGAGCUGUCAUAGCUGGCACCACUACUUUUUCUAGUAGACCUGGGAAGCCAAAAACAGAGCAGUGCUGAGCCAGCUGCUAGUGUGUCUUGGCUUCUUUCUCAUCAUCUUCAAGGAUAGUAGCAAGAGUGAUGUGCAGAUGGCCAUUUAGGUAAUUGCCUCAGUGCUGUUACUUUCUGAUUUUAACUGUGAAGCCCUAAAUGGCUUGGGAACAUGAAAGGUCACCUUUUCCUAUACAAACCUCAUUCAGACCUUAAGAUCAUUCUCAGAGUUCUGUCCCCACCAUUUUCUGAGAUAUUUGCCACUUCUCUCUUGUAGCACCCUGUCUGUGGAAUUCCUUCCAAGAAAGUUCGCUGAGUGUCGUUUUCAGGGCCGGAUGAGGGGCACUGAGAGGGUGGAGGAAUGUAUGUGGGGAGGGCACCAAGUUUUGAGCAUAAACCACUUAAGGGUGGGAGUAUUCAUUGCUGCCGAGUGUGGAGGGGUGCAGGGGCGCCCUGCAGGUGAGGCACACCAGGAACAUGCCCUGUUGCCCUGUGGGCCAGUCCGAGCCUGGUUGUUUUUAUAUUCUUUUUGGUGCUAGCUGGAGGUUUUUUAUUUGCCCAAGCCUUUUAGAAUUGUUUUGUGUUGACAUUUUGAUCUGCUUCUCUGUGUCGUCUUGGUUUUAAUGUGUUAUUGUUAAAUAUCAAAAAUAAGUUGUUUUUAACUGUAUUUUAAGCCCCUCUGAGCAGCAUAUAAAUCUUACCUAUACAAAGCUGAUUUAAACAGCAAUUUUGUUACCUAAAAAGCCUGAUGUUUUCUUAUGUGGAGUCUCUCUGCGGAUCCCUGUAGGGCAUAAAAGAGCCAUGAUUCCCCCCACCUUGACAUAUGCACAUGAGUACAUGAUGAAUAAUGCCAGGGCCUAUGCCCUAUGCCAGGGCAAUCUCUGAAAUGGGAGUUCUGUGCACACCUCCCAUAAACCUAUCCAGCCUGCCCUUCUGCUUGAACAAACUCUUCUGCAAGCUCAAGAGUUCAUGUUGACUGAGUGCAGUGUGUGUGUGGGGUUUUUUUGGGGGGGGGGGAUCACAGUGAUUUAGGAGGCAUGCACAAGCCUUUUAUUCUCCAGAACCUAGUGUAGUGACUGUGCCCUGAGCAUUAAGGGAGUGAAGCAGGAAAAUGGAGUUCUGUUAUGCCCUGGGAUUCCUUCGUACUUGUAUAGUGAUGGGAGGGACCUACAGUAUUUUACUAUCCUAACAGACCAAUUUUAUGCAUCUGAAACAAAAGUAAAUUCUACUCUGACCAAUGGGGCUUACUCUCUAGUAGGAUUACAGCCAUUGUCCUUUAGAUGACUCCCAAAGCCAACUGGUGACUUGAACACUAUCUUGAUUGGUUUUUAAUGUAAGUUUGUCAGUGAUACUUUGUAUCAGUGCUACUUUCAGAAUAAAAUCAAAGGCUAUGCCUAUUUUAUGGAAUCUGCCCUGGUAAAUCACUGUCCCUAUUUUUGACUCUUGGGGAUGCUGAGAGAGAGAGAGAGAGCACUAGAAUUGCCAUUGUUUGGGAUUCAGCUUCUUUCUCAGAGUUUUUAGAAAUUAAAUAUCCAAGUGGAUGGGUGGACAGUAUUUCUGUAUGUAAAUGAGCGCACAACACUAAGGUAUUAUGCAGUGUACAGCACACAGUGGGUAGAAUGUAGUCUUCAGUAAUAUGUAGGGGUGGGGGCAUCGACAAUAAUCCUUGGUAUGAGAAUUGGGUUCUUAACAAGUGUAUCCUUGUUUCCAUCUAUGAAGUAUUGGAGGGGAUAGGCCCUUCUGCUUUGGUAAUAUGGAAAUAUGUGUUCUGCAUGCUGUUAAUGAAAUUGCCUCAAGGGUGAUUGGCCUGCACCCCCUAGUUCGGGUGAAAGUGGAGAAUUUAGCUCAAAAGGGGAGACAGUUCCAAUCACCCUUAAUUUGUGCAAGCGUAUGAACUCAAGAAAAUCGGCUUGAGAGAGUGGUUUUAAUUCACUAAAAAAGGAAUUUAUUAAAACUAAAAUCAGACUAAAUUACUAUGUGGCCCUAGUUUAAAGGCAAUACAAAUAUGCUAAGAAACAGACUAUUGUAAGGCAUAUUUAGCUUAAAGUGCCAAAUUAUUUGUAAAUUCCCAGGUGGGCUAGAGGGGCCACUUUAAGAGGGGCAAGAUUUCAGAAAUAAGAGAAAGGGAUAGAUUCAGCCAUGAAGGAGCCGGGCAAGAGGCUAUAUCACCUGUCCUGAAGAGGGGAACACCAAGGUGGUCUGCUGGAGUUUCAGAUUGCAGUCUGAUGCGGUCCAGAGAGAGAAGCACAAGGGAACACUGAGAUGUUUCACAGUGGGAGUAUACACAAGGAAGCACACUGGGUCAUGGAGUUAGGGAUACUUCUUUCCCCAAAAGUGCCUUGAGGGCACUUGUCUUUUGUCCUGCUCUGCUGAACAGGGGAGCCCAGACAACUUUUUUUUUUUAAAGCAUUGUGUUUUAGUCCUUCCUGGAUAGGAAUUAGCCUGUGGCAUUAAAGGCUGAUCGUGAGGACAAUUGGAGUGUGCAGUUGUCAUGGAUGAUGAUGACGAUGAAUCCUGUCUCUUUGAUCUUAUUGGAGACCCACAGGCACUGAAUUAUUUUCUGCAUGGAGCAGGCAGUAAAUCUAACAAUGAAGACUUGACUAAUGCAGGAUACUCUGCAGCCAACUCAAAUUCCAUUUUCGCCAAUACCAGUAGCUCUGAUCCUAAGUCAUCAAUAAAAGGUGUGGGUAGUCAGCUUGGAGAGGGGCCUAGUGAUGGAUUACAGUUGCCAAGUAACCUUCAAUUUCUUGAUGAUGAACUUGAAUCUUCUUCAUUGCCUGAUCUCAGUGAAGAUCAGCCUUUUGAUAUCCUCCAGAAAUCUCUGCAGGAAGCUAAUAUUACUGAACAGACUUUGGCGGAAGAGGCAUAUCUGGAUGCCAACAUAGGAUCCAACCAACAGUUUGCACAAGCUCAGCUUCAUCCUUCCUCAUCAGCAUCUUUUACUCAGGCUUCUAAUGUUUCUAAUUACUCAGGUCAAACGCUGCAACCUAUAGGAGUUACUCAAGUGGUACAGCAACCAGUUGGAGCAUCUUUUGCAAGCAAUACAGUUGGUGUGCAACAUGGCUUUAUGCAACAUGUGGGGAUCAGUGUCCCCAGCCAGCAUUUGUCAAGCAGUAGUCAGAUUGGUGGUUCUGGACAGAUACAGUUAAUUGGCUCAUUUAGUAAUCAACCUUCCAUGAUGACUAUCAAUAAUCUUGAAGGAUCUCAUAUUAUAUUGAAAGGUAGCGGACAGCAAGCCCCUGCAAAUAUGAGUGGUGGACUCUUGGUUCAUAGACAAACUCCUAAUGGUAACUCAUUGUUUGGCAAUUCAAAUUCAAGUCCAGUAGCACAACCUGUAACUGUUCCAUUUAAUAGUACAAAUUUUCAAACAUCUUUGCCUGUGCAUAACAUCAUUAUACAGAGGGGGCUUGCUCCAAACUCUAACAAAGUUCCCAUCAAUAUCCAACCAAAGCCUAUUCAGAUGGGCCAGCAAACGUACAAUGUGAAUAGCCUGGGAAUACAGCAGCAUCAUGUACAGCAAGGGAUUCCUUUUGCUUCAACAAAUUCACCUCAGAAUUCAGUAGUUGGUCAACAUAUGUCUGUUAAUAUUGUUAGUCAACAAAAUACAAGAAAAUCAGUUGGUCCUCAAGCAGUAAAUAAUGCUGGUGGUAGUAUUGUUAUCCAUUCUCCUAUGGGACAGCCUCAUGCACCUCAAAAUCAGUUUCUUAUACCCACAAGUCUGUCAGUAAAUCCUAAUUCAGUUCAUCAUGUCCAGACCAUAAAUGGACAGCUUCUCCAGAAUCAGCCCUCACAGCUUGUUUCUAACCAAGUAUCCACUGAACAUGUUAUGCUGAAUAGGAACUCUACAAACAUGCUUAGAGCUAACCAGUCAUAUUCAGGACAGAUGCUGAAUAAUCAGAAUGCUGCUGUACAGUUAGUUUCUGGUCAAACAUUUGCAGCUCCUGGAAGCCAAGUUAUAGUAAACCAUGGGACUUCCCAAAUUGUUAGUGGCCAGGUUCCUCUACAACAGGCACCUUCUGCUGUGUUGCAUUUAUCCCCUAGCCAAGGAAACAUUUCCCAAGGUAGAACGGGCUUUACCACAAUGUCUCCUGGACAGUCAACAGGUUCAAAUAUGUCAUCAAGCAAUCGGUUUACCGUUGUGAGUUCUUCUGCAACAGUACAUCCCAGCAUUGGUCCAUCAGUCCAGUCGAUUGCUUCAGGAGGAAAUUUUGCUGGAGAUCAACUUACACAGCAGAACAGAACACAAUUAUCAGUCAGUGUAUCUCAUCGUCUUCCAGUUUCUUCUUCCAAGUCUGCCAACACUUUUAGUCACACAUCAGUAACUCAACCGCAGUUUUCCUUUGGCCAGGCUCAAAAAAAAGUUACAAACUUGGUGUCUUCAGUUUCAUCAUCAAAAUCACAGGAUAGCCUGAGACAACCUCAGUUGACAAGUCUUCUAGGACAAGAUACUGGAAACAAAAUCAUGCAACAGUCUAUAGGAACAGUGCUGCCACACCAGGAAAAAGCUGUAGGAUCAUCUCCUGCCCAACAGAAUGUGCAGAUGGAUGGUCACACAAUAGGACAAAAGAGGCCUGCUGCUAAACAGCUAACAAAAGGAGCCUUUAUUCUACAGCAGUUACAGAAGGACCAGGCACAUGCUGUGACUCCUGAUAAAAGUCAGUUCAAAUCUUUAAAUGAUGCAGUUCAGAGACUCGUCUCAUAUCAUGUCUGCCAGGGAUCACUGCCAACAGAAGAGGAUUUAAGGAAAGUGGACAAUGAAUUUGAGUCUGUAGCUACACAGCUUCUGAAAAGAACACAGGCUAUGUUAAAUAAAUACAGAUGUUUACUCCUGGAAGAUGCAAUGAGGAUUAAUCCUUCUGCAGAAAUGGUAAUGAUUGACAGGAUGUUUAACCAGGAAGAAAGACAAUCUUUGUCCCGGGAUAAACGUCUUGCAAUAGUAGAUCCUGAUGGUUUCUUGGCAGACUUUUGUUGUUCCUCCACACAACCUGACAAGGUUGCGGACGAAACACAACACAACGAAAGUGACCACCAUCAGUCUAGCAGAUCUUUGACUUCUCCGAACCAGAUUGCUAAUAGAGACAGGUCAACUUCGAGCACAGCAGAGUCCCUGAAUCACAAUAAACUUCAUGUAGUGCCUAACAAUAUUGUGAGUCUACAACAAGGAAGCAUUUCUGUUAAAAAAUCAGAAAUCCUCACAAAAGCUUUAAAAUUUGAGAAAGCAAGCUGCUCUCCUGAAAGCCAACAUGCUGCUGCUUCCGAACAAAAAAUGACUGGUAAAGAUGUUGACAAGUCUAAUGAAAACUCGUUAAGUUCUGAAGAUGUUUUGUCAAAAACCUUAUCAAACAUAGAUCAUGGUACGCAUAAUAAAACUUGUCGGAAUACAGUUGACUCUCAGUCAGAAGCAUGUAAUCAUUCCCUCCAAGACAAAACUCCUCAGAGUUCUCCAAAGAAUGAGGAUUUGCAUCCAGACAACUUCAAAGGCUCUGGGGAAGCCCCAAAGGAUUUGCUGCUCAAUAAGAGUUUAGAGACUACAUUCAAAAACAUAUUGGAACUGAAAAAGACUGGGAGACAGCCACAGAGUGAAGCAGCAGGCAGUGGCUCUUUAGAAUUAGAAUAUCCGAACUUUUCACUGAUUGCUUCACAAGAAAACUGCCUGGAGAAAUUUAUUCCAGACCACAGUGAAGGUGUUGUAGAGACUGACUCUCUAUUAGAAGCCGCUGUAAAUAGUAUCUUAGAAUGUUAAUAGUUGCCGUACCAUGGACAUAUUUCUCUUAGGAGCAGAUGUGAAUGACACCACAAGUACAACAUGACAUAUGUCAAAGGUUACCCUUUCUAAAGUAGGUUCUGUUCUGUGUUGAGAGCAAUACUCAUUGUGGUUACAGUGAGGUAUCCAGUAAUGUUAAUCUUUGAGAGCAAGCUGUCUGGUAGGGCCCAUACACUCGUGUUUUAACAUUGCAGCUUAAUGAGACUGCAGUUGACUAGGCCCUAAGUAACAAGGUAAUAUACUGACAAUCACAGUCUAGUAACAGGUUUAUUAAAUAAAAUGCUAAGAAUGUUACAUUUAAUGGAACCCACCACCUCCCCCACAAAUCUCUUGGGAUUUAACAUCCAGUGUUUCUGGUUAAAACUCCCCCAGUACCUCUAUUCAGAAAUGUCUCUCUUGCUCUCUUCAGUCUGGAAGAAGAGAGAGAGAAACAAGUUGGAGGAAAUAAAUUGUCAUCAGAGUGUUUACAGGGCUUUAUACUUUUAAGUGCUUUUCUAUUGCUCAGUGAGCAGAAAUGGAAAGAAAAAAGUGACAGAGGGAUUUGGUCCAUACUGUACAGUUUUAGUUACUGCAGCAUGCCAUGAAACAAUACAUGCUAGACUAAGGAGCUUGUAGGUGGCAAACAGUUAAGGGAGAGGCUAUGGCACAGCUAUGAAAAUUUACACACACUCACACACUUUAUAUGUGUGUGUAUACUGGAUUAUUUGAGAAAAGCUUUUGCAUCUUACAAUUGGAUAUAGUCAAACUUCACAGGAUCCGCAACAAGUAAGGAAGGGGAAGAAAUCUGGGGAAGUGUUGGAACUGGCACCAUGCACUCCCGGCAGGCAUGUCAUGUGAACCUGUCCAAGUCCAGUUCCUGAGAUUCUCUGCUUGACACAUUCUUGACUUCCACUUGACUCCUGUAACCAAGAUUUUAAGGUGGGUGGAGAAUCUUAAGAAAAAAUGUCAGGUGGAAGACUCCGGAACUAGCUUUGGGCGGGUUCGCAUGACAUGCCCACUGGGAAUGUGCAUGCUGGUUCCAGAAUUUCCUCAACAAGUUCUCUUCUCCCUUCAUUGUGGCAGAUUGUGUGAAGAUGCCCUAAGUCCUUCUGAAGUGGUAUAAAUGUUUCUCUAGACCAAGUAUCACAAGCACUUUUAUUUAAAAAUUGUGUUAUAGUAGUAGCUUAUACUUUACGGGGAUAUUUGCCUUAAUCUGAACAAUUUAAAGGCCGGUGUCGUUUUUUCUGCUUCUUGUUUAAGAAUGUUAGGCACCUACAGCAGCAGUCAUAAUUACCAAAAUAUGUACAAAACCAAAGUUAAUCUGCCUAUCCCAUUUUAAAAUAUUAUAUCUAAAGGCAUAUAAUUCACAAUUUAGAGCCAAAGGAACUCCAUGCAUGGUUUGCAUUUGGCUAGUGGUCAUGUUGGCAAUAUAAUAUUUUAUUUAUUAUUUUGAAUCGAUGGCAUUCUCCUUUUAUGCUGCCAUGCUGCUUGUUUUUUUGUUUUUUUGUAUUUUAAAGAAGCCUACUUCUAUCAGUGCUGCUAGGCAUGCUGGUUUUGUGCCAUUGGUAAGAGGAAUGUGGCAUGUUAGCCUGCUCAGAAAGGCAGAGCUGUGUGGUUUGUAAGGCAAUCUCUCUGUAACCUCCUCUAACAAAAACAGACAGCCAUAUUAAAAAGUCAGUUGAUUAAUUUCACCAUAGUCUAGACUUGGAUUCCUUGGCUGCUGUGUGCAUACAGGGGUUUGGAUAUGUGCAGAGUGUCCUGGAUACUGACAAGAAUGGGGAACCCUGUGGAAUUUUGCAAUUCAGUAGCAGUGACACACUGUGGUUGUCAGUCAGAUUGCCAGAGUCCCCAGAAUAGAGUUUUGCCGCUUUCGCUGCAGUUUGGUUGUAGAGUAAGAGCCAUAUUUUGCUCUCUUUUAAUCAACACAGAACUUCAGCACACCUCCUUGUGUUGAACCAGCAUUGCUAUGGAAUUUUUUUUUUUUAAAGCAAACUCAGAAAAACAGUAAUUAAUUUAAUUCUCAGUUCACCUUUAACGUGAAUAGAAAUAUGGAGGAAUUGUUUUUGUUUUUAUUGCCACUUAAAAAAAAGUGUGCCAAUGUUAAAAUUGCAAAAUCGUACAUUCCACGGUGACUGACAUUUGAAAUAUUUUAAAUAACGACUUGGCAUUGCCACUUUGGUUCAUUUUUGUAGGCACAGGACCGGGUAUUUGUUUUCUUAGUGAUGUAGACAGUGCAGCCUUUGCCUUUCCCUCAAAAUGUUGUAAAGAUAAAACUGUAACCAUAAUGAGAUGUCUAGGCAGGCAGAGUGCACGUUGGUUGCACCAUUCAUAUACAUCAGUUGAACUAUUAUCUAAUUGGAAGAGUGAUACAUUUAAGACACAUUCAUAGAUCCUUUUUCUUUUUGGUUUUAUUUGAGAUUAUAAAAUGUUCAUCAUCUGUACAGAUUAUUCUGAACGUAAAUACCAAAACAAAGCCUACACAUUUUGAACCUUAUAUGAGAGUUUACUUUUAGAUAAAAUUAUAGCAGAGACAUCUGAAAUGCACUUCAUCAAUGUGGAUUAAAUCACAUCUAUAUUUAUCCCAACAUUUUGUGCUGGGAAGCUUCUGAACAAAGUUCAGCUAAAUUAACCUGGGGUAGCUAAUGUAUUUUAUUUAUUUGAACUGAACUUGGUUUUAGAGCUCUGAAUAUUUUAAUUGGUAAUGCAGUAAAAAUAUUUUUGUUUGUUGUAAAAAAAAAAAAAAAAGUGUGAAUUUGUUAUGCAGCCCAUGGUCCUGAAUCCAGUGAAGACCAUUUAUUUGUGCUUAACUGCUUUGUAGGAUUGGUCUAUUGACUUCCUGGAUGUAUUUCCAUAUUGUCUAAAGUUAAAACAAAUUUGAAGCUAGCAACGAUGAAAUAAUCUGAUUCUACAAGGUCAGCAUAAUUGAUCGUUAGAUUUGGGAGGCCUUACAGACUGACUUUACUGAAAGAGGAUGUGUCAAUUAUUGUCAGUGUGAUAUGGACUUUAUUUGCUUAAAUACUUUCAUUUGUAUAGUAUGUCUCACUUGAAAUUGCUUUGUAUACAUUUUGUAAAAAUAUUUAUAAAAUGUUUUGUAAAAAAGUAUAACAAAUUGCAGUUUAUUUUGUUAUGUUGGAUAAAUACUGUUUAAAAACACAAGUUGGUAAAAUAUAUUGUUAACCCAUGGAUAGGAAAUGUUUAGCUGGAGACUACAAAUUGAAACAACCAUUGCAAUACAGCCAAAGAUUUGGGAAAAAUG